AUGAGGAAGCUCGCGUUCCACGAGCGGAAGCGCCUCAAGAGGGUCAACUUGCUGGACUACGACAAGGGCAAGGGGCGCCGCGAGGGCCGCGUGAUGCAGCGCUACCACAUCGUCGAGAGGGACGACUACAACAAGCCAAACCAAAAACAUGAGUGCUCCCCCGCGCGUGCCCCUCCAGGGCCCCGACCAGGCGACUGCAUCACCUGGGUGGAUUCCUCAAAGAUCAAGAAAAGAGUCAUGGAGUACAAUGAUGCAUUGGCUUGA
Miscanthus lutarioriparius is the source of this 264-nucleotide messenger RNA. NCBI's taxonomy places the organism in Eukaryota, Viridiplantae, Streptophyta, Magnoliopsida, Poales, Poaceae. The record is from the annotation of a GenBank genome assembly.